CCCCAAGAAGAGCCUUAACAAGUAUUGUUGUACUGUCACAUUAUGUAAGGGGUUAGGAGGAUUCCGCAACCAGACUUGUAGGGCUGGCUGAAGGGUGGGUUGAUGAUUCAGCCUUGGACCCGAGGGCCGGGUUUUCGUCCGAGUGGUGCUUGGGCACCAGGAUCGCAGGAUCCGUCUUCAGUAAUCCUUGGCCUGGGCCAAAGCUCGGUGAGCCCAUCGUCACAUAUAAUCAUCCCUACGAUGCGACCGUCGUACUCGCCUGGCUUCACACACAUUAACCCCCCUCCUUGGCUUGAACACGAGGCUCAAAGUUUGCUUCCACCACCACCAUGACCAUAACCACCGACCCCCCGAACCGUGCCUGGGGCACCAAGACAACCCCUGGCGAAGCCGGCCAAGCGGCCCUUAGCGAGACCGACGAGGUAUCCUGGGGCGAUCCCAGCCGGACCGGCACGGCGUUUGACUUUCGAACGGACGCCAUCACGACCCCCACCCUCCGGCAGCUCGCCGCGAUCGGGCGGGCGACGCUCAACGACGACGUGUUCGGCGAGGACCAGACCACCACCGCACUGGAGCGGCAGAUGGCCGCGACGUGCGGGCGCGAGGCCGCGGCCUUCGCCGUGUCGGGCACCAUGGCCAACCAGCUGGCGCUGGGCGCGCUGUGCCAGCAGCGCCCGUACGGCGUGCUGGCGGACGCGUCGGCGCACGUCGUCGGCUUUGAGGCGGGCGGGCUCGCUAGCCUGUCCGGUGCGACUAUGCAGCCCGUCAGGCCGGCUAAUGGUCUGCAUUUGACUGUGGGUGACUUGGAGGUGCAUGCCAGGGUGGAUGAGGAGGGUGGUGAGGGGGAGUUGGGGUUGCCGUGGACGGCCUGCCCGACGAGGGUGGUGAGUCUGGAGAACACGGCGCACGGGAAUGUGAUUCCGCUGGCGGAGCUGCGCGCGAUCAGGGAGUGGACGGCGCAGCGCGGCGUGUUGGUGCAUAUCGACGGGGCGAGGGUGUGGGAUGCGGUGGCUUCGGGCCGGGCCGGGACAUUGGCGGAAAUCGCGGCGUGCGCUGAUGUUUUGACGUUAUCGUUUUCCAAGGGGAUCGGCGCGCCGAUCGGGGCGGUGGUCGUGGGCUCGGGCGCCGUCAUCCGCCGAAUCAAGAGGCUGCGCCAGAGUAUCGGCGGCGGGGUUCGGAAGACCGGCUUGCUCGCGGCAGCCGUGCGGGAGGCGGUGCUCGAAAACUUUGGGCCGGGGGAUGUUGACGUGGGGGGCGUGUUCAGUGUCACUCAUGACAUGGCGGCGGCGGUGACGCGCAUGUGGACGGACCGGGGUGGGAAGUUGCUCCGCCCAAGUGAGACCAACAUGGCUUGGUUGGAUCUUGCGAGUGCUGGCGUCACGGCUGAGACAUUGAACGGCAUGGGUAUGCGGAACGGCAUCUUGAUCGCCGCGCCGCGGAUCGUUCUCCACCACCAGAUCUGUGCCAAGGCGUUGGUGAGCCUGGAGCAGGUGUUUGACGACAUACUGGUUCGGCGAAAGGUCGAAGGCGCGGACGGGCCGGGUGCGUUCGGCUUGAGGAGUAAAGGCUGUGUCCAAAACAUAUAAGAGGAGGACUUGCCAUGGUCGGAUAGCAUAAGUGCCACCAAACCUUCCUAUGUUCCAGCAUAUGAUGAGCAGGUAGAGUUCUUUAAUCAAGGCUUCAAUCACGGCUUCAACCGAUCCUCGGCCUUCUCCUCACCCACACCUCUUUCUCGCCGGCCUGGGUCUCGCGCAGCUCAACCUCCCAUACUUUGAGCUUGUAGUUCCCGCGGUCAGACCGGCCGGAAAAGAGGUCAAAGGACCAAUUGUGCUUCGGGCAAGUCAGGCCUGCACUGAGGACGAUACCAAAGUCCUCGAUAUCGAAUGGGGUGCCCUGCGAAAGCGGGAAAGAGGAAUGAGGGCAUUGCUAG
Molecule: messenger RNA, 1930 nt
Organism: Chaetomium fimeti
Lineage: Eukaryota; Fungi; Ascomycota; Sordariomycetes; Sordariales; Chaetomiaceae
Product: pyridoxal phosphate-dependent transferase
Exons: 2
Coding region: 330-1586 (418 amino acids)
Biological process (GO): L-threonine catabolic process; glycine biosynthetic process
Cellular component (GO): cytosol
Molecular function (GO): L-allo-threonine aldolase activity
Source: RefSeq, a predicted model, not a curated record